UUCCGCAGGCUCGGACCGGGGAAAGUUGUUUCCUGAAGUUGUCACUGCGAUCAUUUCCAAACCAAACCCUGCUGCUGCUGCACAAUGACUCCGACACGUUCAUCUGCCUCUUAAAACACGUGUUUCUCUUUUUUAUUUCAUUGUUAUUAUUAUUAUUGUUAUUAAGUUUGAGCUCCGACAGAACGAGGAGAUGAUGAGUUCAAAGACUGAAGACACAGAUACCAGCCUGAAGGCCCAGCUAGCCGAGUACCGAGCUCAGGCCGAACACUGGCAGGGUGUGGCGACGAUCUGUGAGCUGAGCAAACAGGAGGAACUGGCAGAGCUGCAAAAACAAUGUGAUCAAGAGAUCCAGUCCCUGCAGGAGGCUCUCAGAGAGACGGCAGCUCAGUAUGAGGCCCGGAUAUCUGUCCUUCAGUCUCAGCCUUCGGAGUGGAGGAGAGCCAGUGGACAGAACGUGUUCAGUGGAAGGAGAGGCAGGAUGGACGUAGAAGUCUCCAGUAAUGAAUCCCCCACGUCGAUCACCAACAGCCCGACGGAGGCCGAGUUGUCGACGGACAGGAGGCACAACCAAGCAGCAGAGCUGGAGGCGGUGGCCGAGGGAGAAGGGGUUCCUCUCUCAGCGGAGGCGUAUUUCUCACUGCGGCACUGCGACUCGGCCUCGCUGUCCUCCUUCUCCUUAGACACGCCCUCUCUGCCCAGAAAACUCCACGCUCAGGAGGACACCGACUCUCUGGUCUCCACGGGAACUUUGGUGCCUGAAGCCAUCUACCUGCCGCCGGCCGGACACCGGCUGGUCACCCACGGCGACUGGGACGCGCUCAAUAAUCAGGUGUCGGAGCUGCGAGGGGAGGUGAGUCGGCUUCAGGCUGAAAAAGACGACCUAGAGAGGGAGCUGGACACACAGACCAACCACACACACAAACAGGUAUCAAUGCUCCAGUGUCAGGUCCACACUUCAGAGGCCCUCCUGCAGGAUUUGCAGAAAUCUUUCAGCCAAUCACAGAAUGCCGUCCAGAGUCGGCUGGCGGAGUUGUCCUUCUCCCAGAGGAAGGUGUGCAGUGAGCUGUCCAGACUGAAAGGAGAGGAGGUCGAGGAUGAGGGACCAGACUCCAGCUCAUCAUUCCCAGCAACACUGCAGGGGGCGCACUCUGAGGAGCGUCUUCGCAUCGAGAUUGUCAACCUGAGGGAUCAGCUGGACACCCGGACGGAGGAGAACGAAGUUUUAGAAGUUCAGCUGUCCAGUCUGAAGACGGAGACGGAGAGGAUCCAGAGUCAGAAGGACCAGUUGCAGGCUGAACUGCUGGCCUGCCGCACUGAACUGGAAGCCCUGCGGGUGGCGCUGUCUCAUGUGCAGAGCACCAACAAGACCCUCAGUAAUGACAAAGCGUCGCUGCACCAACAGUGUCUGGAGCUCCGUAGCCAAGCGAUCAGUCUGCGCUCUCAGGUCGACACCAUCCAGACGGUCCAGAGGGAUUUCGUCCAGCUCUCCCAGUCGCUGCAGGUGAAGCUGGAGGUCAUUCGACAGGCUGAGAGUCUUGAACAAGUCCGUGAAAUCCUGGAGGAGGGAGUCAGUGAAGCUAGUUCUCUGCCUGCAGACGCUUCAUGAGUUAUAGAUAUAUAUUUAUAUAUUAUGGAACCAAAGAGCAGAGACCAAGAUUCAACUUCUCCAAUAAGGACCAACUAACCAGGUGAAACACUGUCGGGACCCCUGGUGUUUAUCACAGCUGGUGCUGCUUACACUCCUAACAUGGGAUGUCCCUACAGAGACAUUAUUUCUGUGUUUUGAGGUGAUGGUUCGGUGACGACGACUGAAACUGUUGCUUUGCUACCAAAGUGAUGAUGAACCAUGAAUGCUUUGGGUAAAGAAUAUUCACAUUCCUUCUUUCUUACAUCCAGUAACACGUUUAUUCCUCUACUUAUACACAUGUUAAUAUAUACUGUUAAACUGACAUGACUCCGGGAAAACACUCGAUAUUUCACUGUUUCUCUAAUUGAUAUUCAAACCACGCGAUCAUUCCCCAAUGCAAACAUUUCUUUGUGUCUUCUUUGUGAAGGAGGGCCUCUCAAAGCAACGGAUCACAGUGCAAUAAUGAAUAAUAGUGACACGAAGCAGAAACUCUCCUAAAUGAACUGCAUUUCAGACAAGUUUUUUAUCAAAUGCAUUAAUUUGUUGUCUUUUUAUUUUAGCUCAUCAUUGUUAACUAAUCUUGUUCGUGCCACAACCGCUAAGCUAAUUAUCGACUGUGGAUUUGAACAGAAGUUAAGAAAAACUCUAUGAAGAAAAAUGUGAAUGUGUUACAUCCUGUCACUUUGUUCUGUGUUAAUACAUAUUGAAAAGUAAAGAUAAGCUGUCAGAAUCUUUUCUUCAACCUUUGAGUUCAUAUUCAGACACUUUGAUUAAG
This is a messenger RNA of Anoplopoma fimbria (sablefish), 2402 nucleotides long. RefSeq names its product rabaptin, RAB GTPase binding effector protein 2 (gene rabep2). Gene Ontology annotation, cellular component: intracellular membrane-bounded organelle. Gene Ontology annotation, biological process: endocytosis. The transcript has 12 exons. The coding region runs from base 191 to 1606 and encodes 471 amino acids. The record is from RefSeq and is a predicted model, not a curated record. Gene Ontology annotation, molecular function: growth factor activity; GTPase activator activity. NCBI's taxonomy places the organism in Eukaryota, Metazoa, Chordata, Actinopteri, Perciformes, Anoplopomatidae.